AUGAGGCUCGACGUGAAUGUGCUUCGGUAUAUGACGAAGGAGGAGUUUCGCGUCCUGACGGCGAUCGAAUUGGGACAGAAGAAUCACGAGCUCGUCCCGACGCCGCUCAUCAAUUCCAUCGCGAAAUUGAAGAGGGGAGGGACCUACAAGUACAUCUCCAUGCUGCACAAGAACAAGCUCAUCGCGCACGAGGCCAAGAAGUACGAUGGCUACAAGCUCACCUACACGGGGUAUGACUACCUGGCCCUCAAGGCGCUGCGCGAUCGCGGCGUCGUAUCGGCAGUCGGCACCAAGGUCGGCGUGGGCAAGGAGUCGGACAUCUACCUCACCACCAACGAUGAGCAAGAAGACCUCAUUCUCAAGCUGCACCGAUUGGGCCGCAUCUCCUUCCGGCAGAUCAAGAACAAGCGCGAUUACAUGCAACACCGAAAGCACGCGUCCUGGCUCUACAUGGCGCGCCUUUCUGCGCUCAAGGAGUUUGCCUACAUGAAGGUGCUCUACGACAAUGGUUUCCCCGUGCCCAAGCCUGUUGACGCGAAUCGCCACUGUGUGGUCAUGCAGCUCAUCAAGGGCUUUCCACUCUGCCAAGUCAGCGAGAUCCAGCAUCCGGGUCGAGUCUACAACAAGCUGAUGAAGCUCAUCGUCAAGCUCGCCAGAUAUGGCCUCAUCCACGGCGACUUCAACGAGUUCAACCUCAUGAUCACCCACGAGGAAGAGGUGGUGCUCAUCGAUUUCCCGCAGAUGGUCUCCACCAGCCACCCGAACGCCGAAGAGUACUUCGACCGCGAUGUGCAGUGCGUGCGCACUUUCUUCGGCAAGCGUUUCGGCACGACCGACGCAACAAAGAUCGACGAGGCGGCGGCGUCCAACGAGGCCGACGGAGAAGAAGCAGCAGACCCUAUCGUCGAUGGCGAAAAGAAGGAAGAUGGAGGAGAAGGGGAGGGAGAGGGCAAGAUUGAAGGCGAAGGCGAAGGGCAGACUGAAGAAGGUGAGGAGGAGGGCGAGAGGACUGCCGAGGGCGAUCUCCAGUUCCACAUCAGGAAGAGGAUCAACAAGAAGCUGGCCAAGCGAAGCAAGGGCAGCGGCGGCGACACCAGGAACUCCUACAAGAGCAAGGGCCGCCGGGUCGGCAACAAGGUCGACAAGGUGGGCAAGGCCUCGGGCUGGUACUGA
Acanthamoeba castellanii str. Neff is the source of this 1173-nucleotide messenger RNA. RefSeq names its product RIO1 family protein. The record is from RefSeq and is a predicted model, not a curated record. Gene Ontology annotation, biological process: protein phosphorylation; maturation of SSU-rRNA. The coding region runs from base 1 to 1173 and encodes 390 amino acids. Gene Ontology annotation, molecular function: ATP binding; protein serine/threonine kinase activity. Gene Ontology annotation, cellular component: preribosome, small subunit precursor; cytosol; nucleus. The transcript is spliced from 5 exons. NCBI's taxonomy places the organism in Eukaryota, Discosea, Longamoebia, Acanthamoebidae.